UCCCCUCCUCCCUCUCAUCUCUCCCCUCCUCCCUCUCAUCUCUCCCCUCGUCCCUCCAUCUGUCUGUGUUUGGAUUUCACAGAAAUAACCUGUUGCAUUCAGGGGCAGACUGACAUAUAGGCAGACCUCUAUAGCAUAUACACACAUCUAAACUGACAACACAUUCACACAGCUAUGGAGAGAGACAGAUGAUUUAGUCUGUGGUUUACUACUCAAUGUUAGUACACAGUGAGUUGGUUUUGAGGUUGUGUGGCUGGUUGACUGGCUGGGACGGCACAAUCUAGUGUCUAGCAUUCUACAGGGACGGAGGACAACAGGAAGGGACGGAGGACAACAGGAAGGUGAAGCCUGAAAAAGACCAAAUGUGAAGAUGACGGGGCAGGUGUUGGGUGAGGGUACUGAGCUGGCGUCUCAGAGGCUGUCAGUGAAGACAUGGCUGGACGAGGAAUGUGAGAGAGCAGACAGCAACCUGAGUCGAGGCCAGUCUAUGUGUGAUGACACGUCGUCAGAACUACAACGGAUGGCUGUCAUUGACCGGAGAGGACUCACCUCCCAGAACUCCUUCAGAGGGAGAGGAGCCAUGUCAAGGUUGGUCAGCAUGGUGGUGACUUUGAGAGAGUGGGCUCAUAAGAGUUUGGUUGAGGAGCAAGAGAGACCUGAUUCGUUCCUGGAAAGGUUCCGAGGCCCUGAUCUGCAGGCUCCGCCCAGCAGGAUCAGCCAAUCACGACCGGAUGCUGAGCCCACUGACCACAACGACCACAUACACACUAAGAGUCCAGGUAUGUUGAUAUUAUCUCCAGCUGAUAAUAUCUAUUACCACUGGCUCCUGAUCAUCUCGACUGCUGUGCUCUACAACUGGUGCCUCCUGGUGGCCAGGGCAUGUUUUGAUGAGCUUCAGACGAGUGGUGCCAUCGUGUGGCUGGUGUUGGACUACCUGUGUGACGGUCUCUACAUCUUGGACACAGCCGUCAGGCUACGCACAGGUUUCCUGGAGCAGGGUCUGUUGGUGAAGGACCUCUCUAAACUGAGAGACAGUUAUCUGAAGACGGUUCAGUUUAAACUAGACCUGUUGUCUAUCCUGCCUACUGACCUGUUCUACCUAUCUCUGGGAAUACACACUCCUCUCCUCCGCUUCAACAGACUGCUGCGGUUCAACCGCAUGUUCGAGUUCUUCGACCGUACAGAGACCAGGACCAGUUACCCCAACGCCUUCCGCAUCACUAACCUGGUCCUUUACAUACUGGUGAUCAUCCACUGGAAUGCCUGUAUGUACUACUCCUUCUCCAAGGCCCUGGGACUGGGGUCUGACUCCUGGGUGUAUCCCAACCAGACAACUCUGUCACGGGGUUACAUCUACUGCCUCUACUGGUCCACCCUCACCCUCACCACCAUAGGAGAGACACCGCCACCCGUACGAGAUGAGGAGUUCCUCUUUGUGGUCUUUGACUUCCUGGUAGGCGUGUUGAUCUUCGCCAGCAUCGUGGGGAACGUGGGAGCCAUGAUCUCCAAUAUGAACGCUACGCGGGCAGAGUUCCAGAGCCGCAUCGACCAGGUCAAACACUACAUGCAGUUCAGACACGUCAGCCGUGACCUGGAGCACCGUGUCAUUCGCUGGUUCGACUACCUCUGGACCAAUCAGAAGGCGGUAGACGAACAGGAAGUUCUGAAGAGCCUGCCCAAUAAACUGAGGGCUGAGAUCGCUAUCAAUGUGCACCUGGAAACUUUAAAGAAGGUGCGUAUCUUCCAGGACUGUGAAGCAGGCCUGCUAGUAGAGUUGGUAUUGAAGCUGCGUCCCCAGGUCUUCUCUCCAGGAGAUUAUAUCUGUCGUAAAGGAGAUAUUGGGAAGGAGAUGUACAUUAUUAAAGAUGGCCGCUUGGCGGUGGUGGGAGAUGAUGGAGCUACUCAGCUGGCCAUGCUCACUUCAGGAAGCUGCUUCGGGGAGAUCAGCAUCCUGAACAUCCGGGGCAGUAAGAUGGGAAACAGGAGAACAGCUAACAUCCGUAGCCUUGGUUACUCUGACCUGUUCUGUCUGUCUAAGAGAGAUCUGACCGAGGCACUCAGUGACUUCCCUCAUGCUAGAACCCAGUUGGAGCAGAGGGGGCGGGAUAUCCUCAGGAAGGAGGGGCUACUGGAUGAAGUGGGAGGAGAUAGCCUGGGAGUGGAGGAAAUGGAGGAGAAGGUGGAGAAGUUGGAGGCGUGUGUGGAUCGUCUCCAGACGCGGUUGGCACGUUUACAAAUGGAGUAUGCCACCGCGCAGCAACGUCUGAAGCAGCGAAUCACGGCUCUGGAACACAGCGUCGGCACCACGGUUACCGUCGGAAGCGGUUUCCUGUCCGACGCCGAUGGCAAUGAGAGUGGCGGUGACGACGGAGCACGCAGUGAGAUCAACAUCAGACUGUGACAACAACGCUGUAUCGCCAUAGAGACAGCUGGAAGAGCGUUUAUCUUAUUUGCUCUGUUUUAUUUAGUUAGAUUGAAUAUUUUGUGGCAGAUUUGAUAUCUGUUGUUGUUGUUGUUUUCGUCUGUCAGCAGGGUGUCGCUGUGUUUAAUGAUGGUGUAACGCUGAGUCUACCUGUAAACUACUGUAUGUUCAACAAUGUAAAAACAAAACUGUCUCUUGAAAAACAUGUUGAACAAAUUAUUUCACCUUAAAUUCCUGUUAAUGACAACCCAAAUAAUAACUUCCAAUAGUUUUUUUUAACUUGAUGGUCAUUUUUUUAAAUACCAACAGGAAAUAACAGCUCUCUACCAGGCGGUUGAGAAGUCAACAGGAAAUAACAGAGCUCUCUACCAGGCAGUUGAGAAGUCAACAGGAAAUAACAGAGCUCUCUACCAGGCGGUUGAGAAGUCAACAGGAAAUAACAGAGCUCUCUACCAGGCGGUUGAGAAGUCAACAGGAAAUAACAGAGCUCUCUACCAGGCGGUUGAGAAGUCAACAGGAAAUAACAGAGCUCUCUACCAGGCGGUUGAGAAGUCAACAGGAAAUAACAGAGCUCUCUACCAGGCGGUUGAGAAGUCAACAGGAAAUAACAGCUCUCUACCAGGCGGUUGAGAAGUCAACAGGAAAUAACAGAGCUCUCUACCAGGCGGUUGAGAAGUCAACAGGAAAUAACAGAGCUCUCUACCAGGCGGUUGAGAAGUCAACAGGAAAUAACAGAGCUCUCUAAGAGGCGGUUGAGAAGUCAACAGGAAAUAACAGAACUCUCUACCAGGCAGUUGAGAAGUCAACAGGAAAUAACAGCUCUCUACCAGGCGGUUGAGAAGUCAACAGGAAAUAACAGCUCUCUACCAGGCGGUUGAGAAGUCAACAGGAAGUAACAGCUCU
This is a messenger RNA of Oncorhynchus keta (chum salmon), 3325 nucleotides long. RefSeq names its product cyclic nucleotide-gated cation channel-like. Gene Ontology annotation, cellular component: intracellular cyclic nucleotide activated cation channel complex; plasma membrane. Lineage: Eukaryota; Metazoa; Chordata; Actinopteri; Salmoniformes; Salmonidae. The coding region runs from base 371 to 2401 and encodes 676 amino acids. Gene Ontology annotation, molecular function: protein-containing complex binding; cGMP binding; intracellularly cAMP-activated cation channel activity. Gene Ontology annotation, biological process: monoatomic cation transmembrane transport. The transcript has 13 exons. The record is from RefSeq and is a predicted model, not a curated record.